Messenger RNA from Carassius gibelio (silver crucian carp), 1806 nucleotides. RefSeq names its product DEP domain containing 7, paralog b (gene depdc7b). Gene Ontology annotation, biological process: intracellular signal transduction. The transcript is spliced from 9 exons. Bases 28 to 1725 code for a protein of 565 amino acids. The record is from RefSeq and is a predicted model, not a curated record. NCBI's taxonomy places the organism in Eukaryota, Metazoa, Chordata, Actinopteri, Cypriniformes, Cyprinidae.
AGGUCGCUAAUGAGCUGUUGUUGAUUAAUGAGAACGCUUGAUGAGUGUGAGUCACAUCUGCAACGAGGAAACGAAUACAUGGCUUCAGUUCGGGAUAAGGUUGCUGCAUUAAAUAUAGUGGGGAAAUUAUACAGUCCCCUUAACACGCCUCUUGAUCACAGAUUGAUCAGCAGACCUCAAGAUGUACAAACCAACAAGGUUGAAAAGAAAGAAAUCUGGAGCCACAUUAUCACUGCUCUACAAGCCCAAGUGAAGGUCAAGAAACGCAGACAGCAUCUAAGAUCUCACGAUAACUGUUUUCUGGGCUCGGAUGCAGUGGAUGUCAUUCAGGAUUAUCUGACCCAGAAUAAGGUUCUUGGAGAUGCCCAGGUUUCCAGAGCCAUGGUUGCACGGUUGUGCCAGGUGCUGUUGGACUGUAAGGUGUUUGAGGUGGUGGGAACCAAAGUUUUGGGGAAGACCAGUAAACCAGGAGGCUUCCAGGACAGCAGCAGCAGUCUCUACAGAUUCCUAAAGAUGGAGGAUCCGUGCCUGGACGUGCUAGAAAUGGAGCUUUUCCCUCCCACUGAAGAGAGUUCGAUGAACGUCACACCAUGCAGGCAGGACAUCCUGUUAUUCUCCCAUAGUACACCUGUGAAACCAGACCACGUGUUGGAUCGUCUCAUGGAGAAGCUGGACUUGACUGGACUUGUCGGUUCUCCUCCCACUGAAUGUCUUCCUCCAUCUGUGGUCCGAGAGGUGUGGCACGAGCAGACCGUGCGGAAGCUGUCUCAGCUGAUAGAUCUCCCCCUGCUGGAGGGAGUGCUGAACUGUGCGAAGAUUGUUUCUCCGCCGUCUCGUGGCAGUAAUAAUGAGCCUGACCUUCUCUACACCAGCAACUACCUCGACCGUGAGGUUCUCAAGGCCUUCAAAGAAUCACAAGCUGAUGUUUGGCUGUGGGCAGCCAUAGACCUGCUGGAUUUCCUUCCGGAUCAGCUUGUGGUGGAGGUGAGCAGAGAGCUGCCCACAUUCUCCUGUGAGGAAGAGGAUGGCCAGGGGAUGGAUGAAUGUAAACUACUGCUGUUCCAUGUGCUGGACAAACACUACGGACACAUGGAGCACAAGCCUCUCCUCUGUGAUAGCAUGGCAGAUGUCUACACUGAGAUCAUGAAUCUCCUGACUAACGGGAAGUUUGAACAAGCGUUGGAAGUCCUGCAGCUGACGCUGAAGCUGCUGUCUGCGUCUGCACGCGAGGAACUGCGCAGGCUGCUGGAGUUUAUGGCCACAGCUGCAGAUGCUGCAAACGUCCGGCUGCACAAAGAAAUUGAAAAUCGAAUGGUUGUGAAGAAGACCUUCACCAGAGCCGUCAUCCAGAGCAAGAGUCUGACCAAAGAAAAGACAGACCUGCUGAUGCUCUUCAUGCUCGACAAUCACCAGGAGAUCUUCAAGAUUCCAGGUUCCCUUCACAAACUUGUCAGUGAGAAACUGGAUGACAUUGUGAAAAAGAGAGAUCCUUCCAAAACUGAUCCCCUGUUUUGUCAGCGAGUGCCAAGAGACCUGUACACCGAGACCAUAAAGGACUCCACUAAAAACGAGCUGUACUCUCUCUUGAAAAACAUUGACGAAAACACCAGAUAUUCCCUGAAAGAGAAGAAACGGCUGCUGGCACAGUUUUAUAAGGGCCAUCCAGACAUCUUCAUGCAGUAUUUUGGGUCUAGACUAAGCACAUUAAACCUACUUGAAGAUUAAGUUAACUUUGUCAUGUUAAUGUGUUUUUUUUUUUUUGUAUACAAAUAAAUAAAAUGUUUUAAGUGUCAAAAAAAGAAUAAA